Molecule: messenger RNA, 786 nt
Organism: Solanum dulcamara
Lineage: Eukaryota; Viridiplantae; Streptophyta; Magnoliopsida; Solanales; Solanaceae
Product: glutaredoxin-C6
Exons: 1
Coding region: 113-541 (142 amino acids)
Source: RefSeq, a predicted model, not a curated record
GUAGUAUGUUACUUUGUGAUGUAACAUUAUUGCCACCUUCCCAUUUAUAUAAUAUCUCUUCUCCCUUCCCCUUUUCUCCCUAAUUCAAUCCUUCUUUUAUCUCCCUUUGUUCAUGAUGAGAGGCAACAACUUCUAUGGUCAUCAAGGUGGCGUGCGGCUAGAAUUGACUCCGACAACCAAUUCUCCGCUCGCCAUCGACAUCACAGAGUCUACGGAGAUGAGAAUUCAACGUCUCAUCUCCGAAAACCCUAUCGUCAUCUUCACGCGUUCCUCUUGUUGCAUGUGCCACGUCAUGAAGAAAUUGCUAUCUGCUAUAGGUGUUCAUCCAACUGUAAUUGAGCUAGAGGAGGAAGAGAUCGCUUCUCUCCCGACCACCGGUGAUGAUCAUCAGAUUAUUCCUGGUGCCGCCGGCGAAGCUCCGGCGGUCUUCAUUGGAGGGACACGUGUCGGUGGACUAGAGAGCCUCGUCGCACUUCACUUGAGUGGUCGACUUGUUCCUAGGCUUGUGGAAGUCGGUGUCAUAACUCAUGUGGUAUUGUAAAAUUCAUGUUUUUAAUUAUAUAUUAUAUAUAUUAAUCUGUACUAAUUAAUCCAAUUGUCCAGAAGUAAAAACAAAAAAAGAAAAUCCAUUAGGAAAAGAAAAUAAUUAAGUCCCCUAGUAUUAGUUAUUUCCCUCUUUAGUUAAUUACUCCAAUAGCUUUGAUAAUUAUUCUAUUUUUCGUGCAGUAUCAAGUGUCAAUUAAAUAAUACUCUUUAUCUGUAUUUUAAAGAAAGUGUGUUGCUUUU